AUGAUGGACGCCGUCUUCAACCUCCUCUUCAUGGCCAAUGGCCGCUACUACAGCUACAAGACUCCUUUCAACUUCCAGUCGAGGAAUGAUCCAAGAAUCGAAGAUGUACAGCUCCUUUCCGACGAUGGGCAGUCGUCCAACCCUACGGAUUCCACCUUCGAACCAGAUAAAAUGGACAUGUGCGAAGAUCGUGAUCGAUCUGCUGAAACGCCGGAGACACCCGUCGCCGGCCAUGGCGGGUCUGGGGGAGAAGAUCAAAGCUCCAUCUUCGAUAGGAAAGGGAAGAGGAAGAUGAAGGACAUGGAGAUCCUACAGGAACCUCGCGCGCCGUGGGGGAGGAAGAUGAAGUACGGCUGUAGCAGCUGCAACAAGAGUUUUCAUACCCACCAAGCACUGGGCGGACACAUGGCCAGCCACAAGAAGGAGAAGCAGGUUCUUGACGGCGGUGGCGGCGGCGGAGAGGCGGAGAAGCCGGCGAGCGUGGAGGAGCAGCCUGUCUUGCCCACUGUGUCUGGGGUGAAGAAGGCGGCCAUGGCGGAGCACCGCUGCGACAAGUGCGGUGUGGCGUUCCCCACUGGGCAGGCCCUGGGAGGACACAAGAGGAAACAUUGGAACGGACAUGAGAGCUCCAUCUUCUCCAACGAGGCCCAAGAAAUCUCUUCCGAGAUUCGAUCUCGCCUGAGGUUGGGGAGAUCCUCCGCUGUUGCACCGUCACAGAAAGAUUCAUCGGAGAAGGGGGAAGGAGGAGAGCUCCAUCGUUCAUGGCCGGCUGCUGCAAGAGACGAGAACGGAAAGACAGCGGCGCCGCCCGGUGUGAUCGAUUUCGAUCUCAACGAGCAGCCCAUCGAAGAGGGGGAAUCUUGA
Messenger RNA from Spirodela intermedia, 864 nucleotides. NCBI's taxonomy places the organism in Eukaryota, Viridiplantae, Streptophyta, Magnoliopsida, Alismatales, Araceae. The record is from the annotation of a GenBank genome assembly.